CAGAAUGGCUCUCUAGGAACAGGGGCGGGGGAGAAGUAUGUAAAUAAAGACGGCGGGGCUGCAACAGGCGUAGAUUACACCACCCCCGUCCACAUCAGCCCUGCGUGCAAGUUUGCCGUUUGGAUCUCUUUAGCACCUGAGUCACCAGCCGGGGCUGCUUCUUCAAGGAUGAAUGACAUGAAAGUAGCGGUUCUGGGCAGCGAAGGAACGGGGAAAUCGGCUCUUACGGUGCGCUUUCUAACAAGGCGUUUCAUUGGAGAAUAUGCCUCUGACUCUGAAUGCAUCUAUACAAAACAUGUCUAUCUGGAUGGAAAGCAAAUCAACCUGGAAAUAUAUGAUCCUUGUUCACAACCUCGACAAGGGAAGCUGUCCCUCACAGAUGAGCUCCACUGGGCAAACGGGUUUGUUGUCGUGUACGCCAUCAGUGACAGAGCCUCCUUUGCCUUUGCAAAAGCAUUGCUGUACAGGAUACGAGAGUGCCACUUGGGAGCUUGCAAAAGGGCUGCAGAUUCCACUGUUGUUUUAGUUGGGAACAAGCAAGAUCUGUGCCACAUGCGAAAAGUUGGCUGGGAUGAAGGGCAAAAGUUGGCCCUGGAUUACAAAUGCCACUUCUGUGAACUGUCUGCAGCAGAACAUUGUCAGGAAGUAGCAGCCAUGUUCACAAAAGUCCUGAAGAACGUCACCUCAAACACUAAAGGGAAGGAGAAGAGGCGGCCCAGCGGGUCAAAAUCUAUGGCCAAACUGAUCAACAACAUGUUUGGGAAGAGGAGGAAGUCUGUUUAGGGGAAGAUCCACCAGCCGCAAUCUGGGCAGGAAGAAGACACCCAAAUGAGAACCUAGUCCACAUGGAGAUUUACCAAUACACGUCUGUUUAAGGAGCUCCAAAGGAAGCCACAGAACAAUGCUGAAUUAUUCACACGUGCAUAUUCAUUCCUUGAGGUCUCGGUGAUGGAUGACUCGCGAGCCCUCUCCAUUGAAAAGUGUUGUGUUUUGAGUUGACAUCAGAUUAAACUUGCAUGUCUGGUGCUAGAUCCAGACAUGCAAGUUUAUCUGCUACUAUAGUCAAUGGGUAGGCAAUGGGGCUACCUUCAUCUAACUGACAUUAGUCAUUUAGCAGAGUCCAACUGAAAGCAAUACUGGAUCAGGAUCCACCUGUGCAAACAAGGCUCAGAAGGAUACAUUGAGCAGAGACUAGAUUGCAGUGACUACCUUCCAGAUCUUUAGGGUCUGUUCUAGCCUUGCUCUACGAAUUUAAGCAAAUGACUUCCUGUGCUUAUUCCCUCAUUUUGUUUGGAUUUAUGCAGGCAGACCCUGGCUGUACUCAGACAGCAGUUUAUUCCAUUUCCCCAACGUUUCCUUACUUGACAAUUCCCACAUUUUAUUUGACCUUUCACAUGACGUAAAAGCCACUUCUGGAAAUCUAGUGGCAUAUAGUGGAAGUUCAGUGCUCAUGGUGUUCAUGGUUGUCUCACACCAAGCCCCCUGGUGCGAAUGAAAUUUAGGGCUACAUGGUUGGUAUAUCGGUCAAAAAGCCACAGUUCCAUAAGGCAACAGGAGCUGCAGUGUGAAAGGAAUGUUAGAAACCAGGACAGAAGCAUUAUCAUUAUGAUCAGUAAAACUAAUGCAGAAACCCCAUUUCUAAAUGCAGCCCCUGUUUAACAAUACAAUCCUGUGCAUGUCUACUCGAACUCCUGCCAUGUUCAAUGGAGAGUUACUCUCCUGUAUAGGACUGGAGUCUAAGUCUGCCUUGAGUUAUAUUGCUUACUUCUAGUUAAGGCUUUCAAGUAUUCCAUAUUAUCAGCAAUAAUUAGUUGCCUGCCUUUCAGGAGCGUUUCAUAGUACUCAGAGGACUUACAGCACAGGCCCAUGACACAAAUGUGUAUAAAAUUUCCAUAUACUAAUUUCUAGGUGUAGAUGCAAUUUUUAGUGCCUGAGCAAAACAAGAGAGUGGGUGCCUGGAGUCUCACUGGCAUGGUAUUUUGCACCAUGCUGAGCAGCCUUGUAAGCAAAGUUUUUUUAAAAAAAAUCUUUGAACACACACACACAGAAAGGUGGGCGGGAGAGUAGAAGGAGAACUCCAUCCCGGUGCAAAGGAGUCAAGUCUCAUGCCAUCUGGGCUACCCCUUUCAAUGUCCCUGGUGCCUUUUGCACAAUAGGAAAAUUGAAGAAGGGCUGUCACGUUGCAUGCAGGUGUGGGAUUCAGUCCCUGACAUCUCCAUUCAGGGCUGGAAGAGACUCCUGUCUGAAAUCUGUCUGAAAUCUGUGUCAUAGCCUUCUCUGUUUUUCAUAUUGUGUAUCAAAAGGUCUUUGAUCAAGGAUGGGGAACAUCAAGGAAAGGCAUUAGCUCAGUGGUAGACCAUCUGCUUUACAUGCAACGUGACAGCCCCAGCAUCUCCAGGUAGGGCUGGGAGAGGGUCCUACCUGAAACCCUGGAGACCUGCUUCCAGUCAGUGUAGACAAUACUGGCCUAGAUGGACAAAUGAUCUGACUCAGUAUAAGGCAGCUUCCUGUAAUUCUUAAUAUGAGUUAUUGGUAGUUCAGGCCUUGCCCUAAAUAAAAGCAAAUACCUGAAGGGAUGCCUCUCUCCAUACCAGCCUGCUGAUAUCUUCAGAUCUGCAGGAGAGGCUCUUUUCAAAGUUCCUUCUCUCCAUUCCCUGAUAAAAAGAGUCUUCUCUGUUAGGGCACCCUGGUUGUGGAACACCCUCUGCGUAGAGGGAUGGCUGCUGGCCCCAACCGUGCAAUGUUUUUGGUGCUAGGACAAAACCUUUCUGUUUUCCUGGGCAUUUUAAGUUGACCAGUUACUCCUGCUGUAUCAUUUCUAGUGCUGUGCCAAAAUCUCUUCUCCAGUUUCCCUUUUUCUUCCUCUGCAAAAGAGGCUUACCUUUUUCCUGCCUCAUUCUCAGGGCACAUUAGAAUUUUGGUAAGGGCAGUCUUGAGCUUGCCAUAUUGUUGCAAGGUGGCCAAGGGUGGUGGGUAUAUGUUUGUCUUCCCAGGAAACAGUCCUCUAGCACUCUGCAACUUCACCAGCUGCCUGCACUUCCUGAUCUGAAAAAUUUCCUAUGGAAGGAAAUGUCUCCCCUUGGGGAUUAACUGAAGUGUGGAAACCCAGGAAGGUUACAGGGUGCAGACCACUGGUGAGAUAAUUUGCAGAAUGAAAGAAAUAAUGUCCACCACCAUCCCUCGGCAACCUCAAAUGCAAGGUAAACAAGACAAAAAUUCUGCGCCAUACCCAUGAAAAUUUCACCAAGAUUUCCUUUCCACUUUUGAUAAUUUUUGAAUGCCAUUUUUUCUCAUUAAUUAAUGGGAAAUGGUUAAAAACAAACAAACUUAGAGAUAAUAUUGGCAUAGCAUCAACCUUGCUAACUUUUAAUGUUGUUUAAUUAUUGAAUUUUAUUUUAAUUGUAUUCUUCUAGUUCUAUGGCCAUUUUUGAUAAUAUUUAUUGUUUACUGCUCUGAUAUCUUUUGAUGAAGGGUGAUCUAUAAAUACUUUAAGAAAUAAUUUUAAAAAAAGGUAAAAUAAACUGGGGGAAAGAAUGCAACAUCUUGCUUGCAGACUGCUUCCUCAUAGUUGCUUGGUAUAUUAUCAGAAAUGGCGAAAAAUAGACCUACAACUGACCAAAGUUUGAGUUUCUUGUGCUUCUGGGUAGUGUACAAAGGAAAGCGCUGUUGAAUGUCCAAGUAAGGUGCAAAAUUCAUUUGGGAGCAUUCACUUUUCAACACUUCUUGAAAUUCUGCAAAGCUACCCCAGUGAAAUGCAGAUUUAGUGUUUGUGAGAGAGAGCAUACACCAGCUUCAGCAUGAACUAGAAAAGUAUAUUGUCUGGUCAGUCUUCAGCAGGGAUGGAAUCUGUUGUCUCGUGCCGGUUCGAAAGCAUUCCAUCGACCUAACAGGCUGGUAUUGAUUUGAGCUCGUUCUUUGACCUCUGCCCACUGCUUCACCCAUUCAGUUUUUUCCAGUAAAAAAUAUUUUGUAAGGAAAUAUCAAUAUUUUGUAAGGAAAUAUCAGUAUUUUGAAAUAUCAG
Messenger RNA from Rhineura floridana, 4021 nucleotides. RefSeq names its product RERG like (gene RERGL). Bases 169 to 783 code for a protein of 204 amino acids. The record is from RefSeq and is a predicted model, not a curated record. The transcript has 5 exons. Gene Ontology annotation, molecular function: GTP binding; GTPase activity. Lineage: Eukaryota; Metazoa; Chordata; Lepidosauria; Squamata; Rhineuridae.